AUGUUGUUUCAUAUAAGCAGCACUGACGUUCGUUGUGUUGUGGAGCUUCCCCCGGGAAAAUUUCCUUCUAUUGCAAAUGGUGAAAUGGCUACCUUUUUAAAAGACACUAUGGCUCCUCAGGUACCUCCAAAACUCCGCAAAAUAUUUUUAAAAGGGAUCGAUGAGGGAGAAGACAAUAUAAAAGCGAUGCCAACAAAGAGAAUGGAAGCUACUUUGAGUGAGAAGAAAGGAGUGAUUGUGUUGGGAGACGCAUUCAACAUCCGUCAUCCAGGAAUCUCUUCUGGAAUGAUGGUUGUAUUGUCAGACAUUCUCAUCUUACGCGGUCUUCUCCAACCAUUGAACAAUCUCGGUGAUGCAAACAAAGUCUCAGAAGUUAUCAAGUCCUUUUAUGUUAUCCGCAAGCCAAUGUCAGCGACAGUGAACACUCUAGGGAAUGCAUUUCCUCAAUUGCUAAUUGCAUCGACGGACAAUGCAAAAGAGGCGAUGCGACAGGGCUUCUACGAUUACCUCUCUAGUGGCGGCUUUCGCACGUCCGGCUUCAUGGCUCUUUUUGGCGGCAUGAACCCUCGUCCGGUCUCUCUCACCUAUCAUCUAUGCGCGAUUACUCUAUCCUCCAUUGGCCAACUUCUCUCUCCAUUUCCCUCUCCUCUUCGCGUUUGGCAUAGCCUAAGACUUUUUGGGGCGGAAGGGAUUAGCCAAAUUUUGUCUCCAGCAUACGCAGCUGCCUAUCGCAAAAGCUAUAUGGCCACAACCGCUCUCUAG
Microthlaspi erraticum is the source of this 762-nucleotide messenger RNA. Lineage: Eukaryota; Viridiplantae; Streptophyta; Magnoliopsida; Brassicales; Brassicaceae. The record is from the annotation of a GenBank genome assembly.